UUUCUUACUUGUUAUAUCUUGAGGAUUUUGCCUUCUCAAUAGUAGCCAAGUAUUCUGGUAUUUCUGUGGACUGAGAUGAGAUGAGGUCCUGGCAUGGCAAACUGUUCUUCUUCGCGGGUUUUGUAUGUGUGUUGAUGUUAACCUCAUGGCACACAUCAAAGUCAGAUAACUUGCCAUCGCAGCUGCAUUUGGUCUAUGAGAGGUUACUGCGGGCAGAACAACGAGGGGAGGUCUUAUCACAAGAGCUGCUUAAAGUGCUUGGUCAACUUCAAAACCGCAGCAUUGCUCCAUCGAAUCUCACAAUCAGUAACUCCUCAGCUUUAUUAGAAGAGAGGGUCCUUCGGCGCUUGUUGCCUUCGCAGCCUAAUGCACACAUCUACUUGCCUCACCUGAAGGAGCAUGAGGGCAGUCUGAAACCCAUCGUUCAUCUGGGGCAGCGACGCACUGGAGUGUCUCUGGUGUUAGGAGUACCAACCGUGCACAGGCAGAAACAGAGUUAUCUAGUGAACACACUCCAGUCACUCCUAUAUGACCUUUCAACUGCCGAGAGGAAAGAUAUUGUCAUUGUAGUCUUUGUUGCCGAGACAAAUGCAACAUUUGUGAAUGCUGUUGUCCAGACUGUACAGACCAAUCUCCCAGAUGCUGUCAGAUCCGGAGUGAUAGAGGUGAUCUCUCCAUCUCCUCACUAUUACCCAGACUUUAGUAUCCUGAAGGAAACGUUUGGAGACCCCAAGGAGCGAGUCAGAUGGAGGACCAAGCAGAACCUUGACUACAGUUUCCUCAUGCUGUAUGCGCAGUCUAAGGGCACAUACUACGUCCAGCUUGAGGAUGAUAUUGUAGCAAAGCAAGGAUUCUUUCAGUCCAUGAAAAAAUAUAUAGAGCAGGUGCUUUCCGAGGAGUGGCUUUUCCUGGAGUUUUCCCAGCUGGGAUUCAUUGGCAAGCUUUUCCGCACAUCAGAUCUGCCAAUGAUUGUGGAGUUCUUCCUGAUGUUUCACAAAGACAAGCCAAUCGAUUGGCUGCUCGAUCACAUCCUGUGGGUUAAAGUGUGUAACCCAGAGAAAGAUUUAAAACACUGCAAUAAUGAGAAGGCCCGACUGAAGAGAGCUUACAAACCCUCCCUGUUUCAGCAUGUCGGUUUGCAUUCCUCACUGCCCGGUAAAAUUCAAAACCUAAAGGAUAAAGACUUUGGAAAUCAAGUGCUGUUCAAAGGCCACUAUAACCCGCCAGCAGAACUCAGCAGCAGUAUAGAGAAAUAUCUGUCUCACACUCUGGAGAGAGCUUACAACGGAGACGACUUCUUCUGGGGCCUCACACCUAAAAGAAGAGAUUACAUUCUCAUUACUUUUACCACACCUCAAGCUGUCAAAGGGUACUUUUUUCGAUCUGGCAAUAUUGAGACAAAUGGUGACAGGUUUUACAACACAACAGUGGAGGUGCUCCCUAAUAAUAACUCUGUGAAAGAGAAGGUCACUAGAGGAGAAUUAGCCUGCUGUAAAACCUCAUCCGAUGGCUUUGUUCAGAUAGGGUCUUUCAAGAAUGGAAUGGCUGAGGGAGAAGUGGAUGGAGCAUUAGGAGAAAUAGUGGCCAUGCGACUCCUUGUUCACUCUGAUUCUGAUGUCUGGGUCCUUCUCAGUGAGAUCUUUAUUAAAGUUUGAUGAGCUGAGGAGAGAGGAGAAAUUUGAUCCACAUGGUAACAUGUAAUACCUCCUGCUGUGGACAACAGCGCAUGCUGCUGGUCUGAAAAGGAACGUCCCUAUGCUUGAAGGACUGUCAUUGCUGUGUGCCAUCUUGAGGUGCAACCUAAUACUGAAUUACAGGAUGUUUCCUCAUCAAUGUGAGAGCGGAAAAAGUUUUUACACUGUUGUUUAUUGUGGCCCAUGAAUGUUUUGAUUUAUUCAUUUUUUCUAAAUUAUUUUAUUUAUUUUAUUUUUUGUGUUGCAAAAAAGGACCACACAUAUGGGAUUUGACAAUGUUUCAUAUUAUACUGAAUUACUGAAAAUAUUUGACUUUGUCAGUAAAUCAAUAAAUGGCAGUAAUACCAACAUACAACUUGUCAUGGCAUCAUUAUUCUGAUCUUUUCUGCUCAUAUCAUAUUCUAUUUUUAUUUCUUCAUCCCUAGCAUCAUCAAGUGGAAUUGCAAAAUUAAUUUUAAUAAAUAAAAAAAGAACUCUUCUCAUCUUUCAUUGGUCAGACAAACAGAUAAUCCUGCCCAGUGCUACUGUAUAAGACUUGAUUACACUAAUGUUCACACUUACUAAAAACAUCAACCUGCCAAUUAAUCAAGCCAGAAUAGGAAAUGUUUAACAAAAAAGUAGGCCUACACAUUUCAGCUUUAAUUCUGGGUUCGCUUACUCGUACUGCAUGUUUAAACACUAGUUGAUUUGUCCUUCCGAACACCUUUGGUAACCCUGUGAAAGAGACAGACACACAUUCAGAUUCACAAUUUAAAGCAAGAGUGGAGGAGAAAAAGACAAUGCUACUCUACUCAGUUCCUCACUCCUCUGACGAGAGCAGGUGGAGCAAUCCUCCAAACUCAGGUGGAAUAUGUGUAGACUUGAAUCCCAGAUGAAGUGAGGUGACUGAACGAGAAGCAAACCACCACAGGGGCCUAAAGACUGACUCGCAGCACAGCAAAUUAUAUUUAUUUUAAUUAAAACUGGCAUUUGUAAUACCACACAAUGGUAAGAUUCUACACAUUCAAACACAACUAAUACGCUGAGAUAUUCAGAGGCACAGAUGUGACGCAUGCCAGAGAACUCCCUUCUGUUGAUAGCACCAAGGAAAGGGUCUAAAUUUCACUCCCUGAUCAGAAUGGCCUGAAAUGUUUUCUCUCAACAUGAGUAUAAUCAGUGCUGAUACA
Molecule: messenger RNA, 2860 nt
Organism: Sinocyclocheilus rhinocerous
Lineage: Eukaryota; Metazoa; Chordata; Actinopteri; Cypriniformes; Cyprinidae
Product: alpha-1,3-mannosyl-glycoprotein 4-beta-N-acetylglucosaminyltransferase B-like
Exons: 15
Coding region: 81-1655 (524 amino acids)
Biological process (GO): protein N-linked glycosylation
Cellular component (GO): endoplasmic reticulum; endoplasmic reticulum-Golgi intermediate compartment; Golgi stack
Molecular function (GO): acetylglucosaminyltransferase activity
Source: RefSeq, a predicted model, not a curated record